Messenger RNA from Staurois parvus, 174 nucleotides. Lineage: Eukaryota; Metazoa; Chordata; Amphibia; Anura; Ranidae. The record is from the annotation of a GenBank genome assembly.
AUGGCCUACCUAGAAUCAAAGCGUUUCAUUCACCGGGACCUUGCAGCCAGGAACAUCUUGCUCUCUUCUAAUGACCUGGUUAAGAUUGGGGACUUUGGACUUAUGAGAGCACUGCCAAAAAAUGAUGAUCACUAUGUCAUGCAAGAACAUCGGAAGGUGCCCUUUGCUUGGUAA